Molecule: messenger RNA, 1095 nt
Organism: Aspergillus aculeatus ATCC 16872
Lineage: Eukaryota; Fungi; Ascomycota; Eurotiomycetes; Eurotiales; Aspergillaceae
Product: golgi SNAP receptor complex member 2 family protein
Exons: 4
Coding region: 131-904 (257 amino acids)
Biological process (GO): endoplasmic reticulum to Golgi vesicle-mediated transport; vesicle fusion
Cellular component (GO): Golgi apparatus; late endosome membrane; ER to Golgi transport vesicle membrane
Molecular function (GO): SNAP receptor activity; SNARE binding
Source: RefSeq, a predicted model, not a curated record
AUACUGCUUUCAUCACUGCGAAAGGUCUUUUCUACAUCGCUUGUACAGGGCUCAAGUGUUUGUUGUUGCGCCGCACAUCGUUGUACUAGCCUCUGUAUACGACAUCGGACACACCGCAAGAAAAGAUGGUAUGACCCUCACCACGUCAGGUCAAGACGAACGCCGGCCUUCAAACUCUCUUUUCAAUUCCGCCUUGAAGCAGUCUUCUGCUAUCCGCCGCGAUCUGGACACAUUCUCCCAGUCGCCGGCCACAUCGUCCGCCGCACUACAAGGUCAAAUCGCGGCCUCGCUGGCAUCACUAUCCCGCACCAUCGAUGACUACUCUUCACUGUCGAAGAAAGAGUUGAUCCCGGAGAAGCAAGAGAAAGCGUUCGAGCGAGUGAAGAACUUCCGCACCGAGCUUGCAGACUACCGGCUACACUUCGAGCGACUGCGCAAAGAACGAGAAGAUGCACAAUCCGUAACGAACCGCAACGAGCUCCUCGGCCGCCGCCCACACAACACCGCGACCCCCGAAAACCCCUACGCGCAAUCCUCCCUUCCCAACCCAUCCCCGUUCGGCAAUCCGUCCUCGGCCCGAUCGGGCCUGGGAUUUGGCGGCGGCGCGGCCGACUACACCCGCGAGACUCAUGCGCUGCGCGAGCAGAGCUUCCUCGCCAAUACGGGUACGCAGCUGGAUGAAUUUCUCGAUCGGGGUCGCGCCGUCCUGGCGGAUCUGGGGCAACAGCGCGAGGUGCUCAAGGGCACGCAGCGUCGACUUUACAGUGUUGCGAAUACGUUGGGGGUCAGUGGGGAGACGAUUCGCAAGGUGGAGCGGCGGGCGAAGCAGGACAAGUGGAUUUUCUGGGCGGGAGUGCUCCUCUUCUUCCUCUUCUGCUGGGCGGUACUACACUUUCUGAGGUAGGAAGCCCUUUGUAGGGGGAUUAAGAUGUACUUCCUGCUGCCAUCUGGGGGCACUCUUCUUUUUUUGCUUUUGUUUUACUUGAGGGUUCAUUUGGCAAGCGCCGGCGUUGGGCACUAUAUUGGUCGAGAUAUCAAUAGCUCCUGUUUUUUCUUUUGUUUUUGUUCUUUUUUUUUUUUUUUCGUUUCUUUCUU